This is a messenger RNA of Gadus chalcogrammus (walleye pollock), 756 nucleotides long. RefSeq names its product NMDA receptor synaptonuclear signaling and neuronal migration factor-like. Lineage: Eukaryota; Metazoa; Chordata; Actinopteri; Gadiformes; Gadidae. The transcript has 10 exons. The record is from RefSeq and is a predicted model, not a curated record. Bases 1 to 756 code for a protein of 251 amino acids. Gene Ontology annotation, cellular component: nucleus; cytoplasm. Gene Ontology annotation, biological process: regulation of neuronal synaptic plasticity; positive regulation of neuron migration.
AUGGAGAGCCUGACCUUCCAGAGUUGGAACUUCCGGAAGCAUCUUCGGAUGGUGGGCAGCAGGAGAAUGAAAGCCCAGACGGGGGACCUCCAGGCGUCCUGCGCUGCCCUGGAGGAGGGGGCCCUGGACGAGAGGAUGGACUGGGAGGAGGAGAGGGAGAUGGAGAGGCUGGCCUGUGAGGGAGACGACUUCAUCCCCCCCAAGAUCAUGCUGAUCUCGUCUAAAGUGCCCAAGGCGGAGUACGUUCCCACCAUCCUACGUAGAGACGACCCCUCCAUUAUCCCCAUCCUCUAUGACCACGAACACGCCACGUUUGAUGAUAUUCUGGAGGAGAUAGACAAGAAGCUGACAGCCUACCGGCGUGGGAGCAAGUUCUGGAGAAUGCUCAUCUUCUGUCAGGGAGGACCAGGUCAUCUGUACCUCCUCAAGAACAAAGUUGCAACUUUUGCCAAGGUGGAAAAAGAGGAAGACAUGAGCCAGUUUUGGCGGAGGCUCAGCCGCUUCAUGAGCAAAUUGAAUCCAGAACCGAACAUGAUCCACAUCAUGGGCUGCUACGUCCUGGGAAACCCAAACGGAGAGAAGCUGUUUCAGAAACUCAAGAACCUGAUGAGGCCUUAUUCUGUCGAGUUCCAGUCCCCACUAGAGCUGUCUUCACAUGGCAAGGAGAUGAUCGAGAUGUACUUUGACUUCCGUCUGUACCGCCUCUGGAAGACCCGGCAGCACUCCAAGCUCCUGGACUACGAAGACCUGUUGUGA